GGACGAGGAGGAGGUGCCGUCCCACAAUACCAGGCGGGAGGGCGGGCAGGCGGUUUGUAUCCGGGCUGUGAGGUGCUCGGAACCUCCGCGGACCUUGCAGCCUCUGUCUCUUUAACGCGAGAGGAAGCGAUGCAGAGGGGUGGAAAAUGGCAGAGCUGCAGAUGUUACUAGAGGAGGAGAUCCCGUCUGGCAAGAGGGCGCUGAUAGAGAGUUAUCAGAAUCUGACCCGGGUGGCGGACUACUGUGAAAACAACUACAUACAGGCUACAGACAAGAGAAAAGCUUUAGAAGAGACCAAAGCCUACACAACCCAAUCCCUAGCUAGUGUUGCUUAUCAAAUAAAUGCAUUGGCUAACAAUGUACUCCAAUUGCUGGACAUCCAAGCCUCUCAGCUUCGGAGAAUGGAGUCUUCCAUCAAUCAUAUCUCACAGACUGUGGACAUUCAUAAAGAGAAAGUGGCUCGAAGAGAGAUUGGUAUUUUGACAACAAAUAAGAAUACAUCAAGAACUCACAAAAUAAUAGCACCUGCAAACAUGGAGCGUCCUGUAAGGUAUAUUCGGAAACCUAUUGACUAUACAGUUCUGGAUGAUGUGGGCCAUGGUGUCAAGUGGCUAAAAGCCAAGCAUGGAAAUAACCAGCCUGCAAGAACCGGCACACUGUCGAGAACAAAUCCUCCUACUCAGAAACCGCCGAGUCCUCCCAUGUCAGGCCGGGGAACGUUGGGACGAAAUACUCCUUACAAAACCCUGGAACCUGUUAAACCUCCGACAGUUCCUAAUGACUACAUGACAAGUCCUGCUAGGCUUGGAAGUCAGCAUAGUCCAGGCAGGACAGCUUCUUUAAAUCAGAGACCGAGGACACACAGUGGAAGCAGUGGAGGAAGUGGAAGCCGAGAAAACAGUGGCAGCAGCAGUAUUGGCAUUCCCAUCGCCGUGCCUACACCCUCACCACCCACUAUUGGACCAGAAAACAUUUCUGUCCCUCCUCCUUCUGGAGCUCCACCAGCACCACCUCUUCCACCACUUCUCCCCGUGAACACUGUGAUAGCAGCCCCGGGCUCAGCUCCUGGUUCCCAGUACGGCACAAUGACCAGGCAGAUUUCUCGACACAACUCUACCACUUCCUCGACAUCUUCUGGUGGAUACAGACGGACUCCCUCUGUGACGGCUCAGUUUUCUGCUCAGCCUCAUGUUAAUGGAGGUCCACUUUAUUCUCAGAAUUCAAUUUCUAUUGCUCCACCCCCUCCCCCUAUGCCUCAGUUGACUCCACAGAUACCUCUCACAGGCUUCGUGGCCAGGGUGCAGGAAAACAUUGCUGACAGCCCGACUCCACCACCCCCUCCUCCACCAGAUGACAUUCCCAUGUUUGACGACUCUCCACCUCCGCCGCCGCCGCCACCAGUGGAUUAUGAAGAUGAGGAGGCCGCAGUCGUCCAGUAUAACGAUCCAUAUGCAGAUGGGGACCCUACUUGGGCCCCCAAAAAUUACAUCGAGAAAGUUGUGGCAAUAUAUGAUUAUACAAAAGACAAGGAUGAUGAGCUAUCAUUUAUGGAGGGUGCAAUCAUCUAUGUAAUAAAGAAGAACGAUGAUGGCUGGUAUGAAGGAGUCUGCAAUCGAGUGACUGGUCUGUUCCCUGGGAACUAUGUUGAAUCGAUCAUGCACUAUACUGAUUAAAUUCUUGCUUUUAAAGUAGGUUCUUAUUAUCAGUCAUACUGUGGGACUAUUACGGUUAACAGGAUUGUCUUAAAAUGUUUUAAAAUGUGCCCAUAUGUUCAGGACAUGCUGUUUUAUUGGUAUAAUUGAAUGUCUACCUGUAAGCAUAAAUCUCUGAGGCAGCUGGUGUAUUGCUAAACGGCAAUCUAUACAAGAGGCUGUCUGUCACUGAUUGUGCUUAUAUCUUACUUACACAUUGUUAACUUCAUGACCAGCCUAAAUAUUCUGAGGGUGUGGGGUAUAAUAUUUCACAAAUCAUGAUUCAGAUUGUGCCAUUACAUGUUUCAGUGCAGCAUGGUUACUAACGCUCUGUCAGACUAAUAUUAAAAUCAGAAAA
Messenger RNA from Balaenoptera acutorostrata (minke whale), 2049 nucleotides. It is a transcript of the gene ABI1, whose product is annotated as abl interactor 1. Gene Ontology annotation, molecular function: cadherin binding; SH3 domain binding. Bases 147 to 1673 code for a protein of 508 amino acids. Gene Ontology annotation, cellular component: intracellular anatomical structure; lamellipodium. The transcript has 12 exons. Lineage: Eukaryota; Metazoa; Chordata; Mammalia; Artiodactyla; Balaenopteridae. The record is from RefSeq and is a predicted model, not a curated record.